GUGUCAUUGGCUUUGGCUGUCAUAAAAUAAAAUAUUGUUGUUGAUUCAUCACGUAUUUUAUUUGUUAAUAUCAAAUUAAUUUAUCUGUUCACUUUUACAUUAUAUUACUUCUUAAGUUACGUGGGAUAUUGUUAUAAUAAUAACAACACAAUGGGUUGUGAUGGCGGCACCAUUCCUAGGCGAGAUGAACUCGUUCGUAUGAAAAAGAAACCAGAGCAAAAAGACAAAGAUGCAGAGCGCUCCUUCAAGUGGCGCAACUGUGCACUGUCUCAGCAACCCCUGCAAGAGCCCGUGGUGGCGUGCGGGCUCGGUCGCUUGUACAGUAAAAGCUCCGUGCUGGAAGCCUUGCUUGACAAGGAAACCAAGCCUGAAUCCAUCAGCCAUAUUAAAAACAUGAAGGACAUCAAAGACCUGAAGCUAGUGAAGAACCCUGCCUAUGUUGCCACUGAGCACAUAGAUGGAGCUGUUGGUGACAGCUCACCCUACAUCUGCCCCAUCAGCGGAAUUGAGAUGUCUGGCAAGUUCCGGUUCGUGUUCCUGUGGAGCUGUGGCUGCGUGCUGGCUGAGAGGGCACUGAAGGAGGUUAAACAGCAUCUCUGUCAUAUGUGCCAAACACCUUUCACCGAAAAUGACGUCAUCAUCCUCAAUGGUACAGAAGAUGAUGUAGAGCUUCUCAAAGCCAAAAUGGCCACCCGCGUAGCUAACAGGAAAACCAAGAAAUCCAAAGUUGAUAAACCAGUCAAAACAGAAGCCACUAGCACAGUAACCUCAGACGCUCCCUCUACCUCAACCUCAACUGACAUCAAAGCUGAGGUAAAGGAAGAACCAGAAGCCGGAUCAAGUCACGCUGUCAAAAAAGAAAUUGAAACCAUUCCUCUAUCUCUCCCUAAGUAUAACCCCAACAAAGUACCUAGAGGUCACUUAGGGUCACAGAAGCGAGCAUUUGGUUCGAACGAUCUUGUACAAGACCCGUCAUACAAGAAGACAAAGAAGGAUUACAGCAUAGCAAAGGAUCCGCAGACGUCGGAGGUGUACAAAUCUCUGUUCACAUCGCACACAAGUGAUCAGAAUCAGCAGAGGGCCCAUUGGGUUACUUAUAAUCCGUUUUACAAUUAAGUUUUGUUUAGGUAACAAUUCGGAUGCAGCAUCAUAGAAAAUAUAGUUAAAAAUGUAAUAUAUUACCUCACUUUCCACACCUUCCUUGGUUUUUACUUUAAAAAAUUUGCUUAAUCACGUGGCUGCAGCCAGUUUAUAAAAUUGAUUGGAUUUUUUUUUGGCAUUUAGAAUAAAAUGCCUACAUGUGUAGUGAAUGUUGUUAUAAUGAAGGAAUAUUAUUGCUAAUUAAAUUAAAUCAAAGAACGUA
Messenger RNA from Cydia pomonella (codling moth), 1363 nucleotides. Its product is annotated as replication termination factor 2. NCBI's taxonomy places the organism in Eukaryota, Metazoa, Arthropoda, Insecta, Lepidoptera, Tortricidae. Bases 151 to 1116 code for a protein of 321 amino acids. The transcript has 4 exons. Gene Ontology annotation, biological process: site-specific DNA replication termination at RTS1 barrier; mitotic DNA replication termination. Gene Ontology annotation, cellular component: nucleus. The record is from RefSeq and is a predicted model, not a curated record.